Molecule: messenger RNA, 3621 nt
Organism: Scaptodrosophila lebanonensis
Lineage: Eukaryota; Metazoa; Arthropoda; Insecta; Diptera; Drosophilidae
Gene: SKIP
Exons: 17
Coding region: 394-3561 (1055 amino acids)
Molecular function (GO): protein binding
Source: RefSeq, a predicted model, not a curated record
AAAAAAAAAAAAACACAAAAAACGAAGAACAAGGAGCAAAAACAACAACAAGGCGAACAGCAGCUACAGCGGAAAUUGCAUGUUUAGCAACAGCAACAACGGCAACAGUAGCAGUAACAACAAAAGCAACAGCAACAACAACAAUAAUACGAACAGGAGCAGGAGCAGGAAACAGGCCAAGUCUUCAACAGUAGCAGACUGUGCAAACGCACUUAGCACGUGACACGGACGCGCGAGAACAUCGUGUAAGCUCUUUGCACACUAAUAGACGCCAUUUUGUAACGGUAAUUGGCGCCGCACACGUGAGCCGCCAACACUCAGAUAGAAGAGCGACCCCCCAAAGCCGGCCAGGUCCACUUAAAGUACCAUUUUUGUAACCGACAUUCCUCCAACAUGGCCGUCAGCAACAUUGUCUGUGAGUGGCUGCGAGCAUUGGGUCUUGCCCAAUAUGCCGAAAGUUUCCUCGACAAUGGCUACGACGAUUUGGAAAUUUGCAAACAAGUUGGUGACCCCGACCUCGAUGCGAUUGGUGUGGAGAAUCCCGCACAUCGACACAAGCUGCUAAAGAGUGUGCGCUCUUUGCGUGAGAAGGGCGCCGCUUCGGUGUAUUUCAUGCUCAACGAUCCGAAUUCGUUAUCGGGCAGCAUGGAGAUUUUAUGCGAGACCCCACCAAGCAAUGAACUGGAGUUGGUGCUGCGCGAACAGCUGGAGACGGAUGGCGUGCGUUUGACAGCGCAUCCAUAUUCGACACCGGAUGGACAACGCGGUCAUUUAGAGGGUCUAGCAUCCGUCUAUUGUGAAUUGUUAAUGGCUCCCUUCGGAGAUAUUUUAAGUGCUUUAGAAAAUGCUAGACAAGCGGCAUGGGCGGAACGCAGUCCGCUCAACCCUGCCGGUGGCAGUAGCGGCGGCAGUGGCGGCAGCGGCAGUGCCUUCAGCGGCAUCGGUGGCGGUGGCGGGGGCAUCAUUGCUGCCCAUCGCCAACAGCAUGGCCAUCGCGGCCAUUCCAGUCAUGGCGCCGGCCUGCCCAAUAGUCAUAGUCAACCCAUUUAUGUGCCAGGAAAGUACUCGCCCUCCAGUUGCUUGUCAGACAAGGAGGAGGAUGAGAUCUACGGCUUUGGCUAUGGCGUCUUUGCGCCGCGUGUGGCACGUGGCGCGUUAACGCAACAACAACAGCUGCUGCAACAACAGACAUUGCAAACGCAGCAAAGCAUACACCAACAGCAGCAACAUCAGCUGCAGCAACAACAACAACAGCAGCAGCAACAACUACCAAUUGUGCCAGGACAACAGGCGACGGCGUCAGGGAUGCAAAUGCCCGGCGCUAGCAUCGUAGGUCCACACCAACAGCAUCAAACCCUCCCGCCAAACGUAGCGCAUUUAAAUUUUGUGCAACAAAACUGUCUGAGUCCACGCUCCGCAUAUUUUUAUGAAUUUCCACCGACUGCAGAAGGUCGCGAGACGAAGAAACGGACAACAUUGGCGCGUCUGUUGAAAGGCUUGAAAACUGUAAAUCGGCGGGAUCGCAACAAUCAACAGAAUGGUGCACAGGCCAGGGCGGCCAAUGAUCGCCUGCGACACUUUCAAAUGAUAAAUGGCGGAGCCGCCGGCUUGCCACAACAAAGUUUCGAGGAGACAAUCCAUAGGUUAAAAGUACAAGAAGCAAUGCGAAAAAAGGAGAAAUUUCAACGUGAACACGAGGAGAUUUUACGCGACAUACGCCAGGGCCUGUUGCAGAUGAGUCGGGGUGAGGGACGCAUGGUCUAUCCAUUUGCAGACGACACUUAUAUGUAUGACGAUGCCAUACGAGGUGGUGCUCACUAUGCGGUUAGUGCUCUGCAUCAUCAAGGUCACUGGUACGACGAACCGCCCUACGAAAGCGAUCCGGAUGAUUUUCUAAUGGCAGGCUUGAAUUGUGGACCGGCUGCUACCAUUCAGGGUGGCCGGGUGCGCUUUUCCACGAAUCGCGAGAGUACUGGCGUAAUUUCAUUAAGAUCCGCCGGAGAUAUUUCACUGCCACAACGCGGACCACCUCGACGUGGGCUUAUCGUGCCACAGCAGCCGCCAAAUCCACCGACAAUAAUACCGUUAACGCAUGCCAGAUCACAUGAUCGUGAAAGCGGCGACUAUGCGGGCUCCAUUUCGGAUUUACAAAGCGUUACCUCACGACUAAGCGCCGUUUCGAUUGGCACCAACAAUUGCACGGCACGCUAUCGGACCCUAAGCGGCGGUAUCGGGGAGUCGCCAUCGCUGUCGCCAAGUCCAUCAUCCGAUUACGAGGACAUUGGCGCCACACGCGGCUUGCCGCCAAGUCUGGCUGCUAAGGCCAAAAAGAAUGGAUUGCCCCACAAGGCGAACACGAUAUGUCAGAAGGCUACGGUGCAUCAUUCGGGCGAAAUGCGUAGCUCACCAAAGGAAAUUGGCGCAUUUAAUGAGAAUGGACGAAACUUUGUUGCCACAAAGGAUACAUCAAGGGAUUUCAGCAAUUCCCAAGAUAAUACCGACCGUGGCAGCAUGAGCGAUCAGGCGUUUGCAUGUUCCGCCAGUUCCGUCGAAAGUUUACCCAGCGCUUCCGGUUCAAGCACUCAAGCCCUGGUGCGUCCUGGCAGCCCGCACAGCUCCAUUUCUGCCGAAGAUCGCACAUCGUUAGCCACAAUUUGCAAAGCCAAAGCACUUGUCGAUAGCCUGCCAAAUCCGUACGACAAAGAGGCGCUUAAAUUUAAGAAGGGCGAACUCAUCGACGUGCUGUCCAUGAAUGCUUCGGGCAUUUGGAAGGGCCGUUGCCAUGGACGCGUCGGGCACUUUAAGUUUAUUAACGUGGAGGUGUUGCCCGAGCAGCGCAUGAAGAACUCGAGCAGCAAAACGCUGGCCCCGAUUUCACGGCUGGGCAACAAUAUUGGCGGCAGUAACAACAUGGGCAGCAGCAACAACGGACCGAACUCUGUGGAGGAUCUACUGGUGCGCAUUGGACUUAAGGAAUACACCUCGGUGUUCGUGCUCAACGGCUACGAGGAUCUGGAACUGUUCAAGGAACUCGAGCCGGCCGACCUCGACUAUCUGGGCAUUGUGAAUCAGGAGCAUCGUGCUAAGCUACUAACCGCCGUGCAAUUGCUCCAUGACAUCGAAUGCUCUGACGUGGACAUUGCCGGCUCCAGUUCGGAGAACGACGAGGCCCGCCUGAACAACAUUAAUAAGAAACAUGGAGCCUCCCCCUUCGGACGUCGUCACUUCCCACGCGACUCCGGCUGCUACGAGGGCUCCCCCCUGCCUAGCUCGCAGACUCCCACCCAAGCAGUGAACUCCACAGAUGAAUCGAACAGUCUGGACGAUGUCGUCUCCAAGUGCUCCAGCGAAAUUAUGAAGCGCGUCGAGAGCGCGCGUCGUCAGAAAGAUAAUCCGUUCAAGGCCACGCUGCCGGCCCGUGUCGGCAAAAAGUCCUUUCUUGGCGGCAGCGGACUUAUGGGCGACGAUACGCUCACACGUGGCGGACUCAGUGAGAAGUCAAGUGAUUCGGGCGUCAGCAGCAGUUCGCUAUCGUCGGGUCCGUUGAAGAGCAGCACUUAACAUUUGCCGACCAUACUUGCCCACGAGUUGCUGCUCGGCGUCGGUCUGGGCAGCAACGGU